Molecule: messenger RNA, 180 nt
Organism: Mucor mucedo
Lineage: Eukaryota; Fungi; Mucoromycota; Mucoromycetes; Mucorales; Mucoraceae
Exons: 2
Coding region: 1-180 (59 amino acids)
Biological process (GO): mitochondrial respiratory chain complex I assembly
Cellular component (GO): mitochondrion
Source: RefSeq, a predicted model, not a curated record
AUGAAGCAAUCAAAGGGAAUCGCUGUUUUGGCAAAAGGUGUCGCAUCAUGUCCUGCUCAAGCAACCGCCUAUGGUCAAUGUAUUGCUUCAAGCUAUAAGGAUGUUCAAAAAGACAUGUGUCAAAAAGAAUUUGCGGCCUUCAAAUCCUGUGUUCAACAAGUUUUGAAGAAGAAAUGGUAG